AUUAAUUAUUUACGUAAAUUAUUAAAGUAAUUUAUAAUUUUUAUUUAUUAUUGAAUGUUUUUAUUAUUAAUGUUUGUAUGUAUAAUUUUUUAAUGACCUAAUGUAUGGUUUGUUUCAUAUUUCAAAUUUGCAGGACUUUAAAAAGUUAGGAGACAAUGUAGAUUACUCUGGUAGUUUUGUUACGGAUAGGGAAUUUGAUUCCUUAGAUGAAUUACAUAGUUCGGCCGAUGCGAUAGCAAUAAUAAUUGGUUUUCAAUUUACACGUGCUUUUUAUAAACAAAAAGAAGGAUGUUCUAGAGUUAUUGUGUAUUUAAGAUGUCACCGCUAUGGUAAUAUUAGGGGUGAUUUACAUAAUCUAGAUAAUACUGUCCGACCUGGUUCUAAAAGUAGAAGUGGGUGUAAAUUUUUGAUUGUAGCAAGUAGUCGGGAACCAGGAGAAAGACCUUGGACGGUAAGGGUGUCUCCUGGUGAAAAAGGAAGACAUAACCAUCCGUUCUUAGUGUAAGAGAUGGUCAUAUAAGGCAAAUAGGAUCUAUGUAGAUAUUUGGGAGCGCAUACGACAGCUUAGUGCAACCGGUCUUUAUCAUGACUUCUAUCAGAUAAAAUUUUCCUGGUUUUUUUACUAGUUUGAAUCAGAUUUAUAAUGCUAGGAAAUCAAUAAGGAGGGAAGAGAUGGAGGGUAGGACUCCCCUUCAACACUGUCUUUAUAUGGCCACAAAACUUAAUUACGUGGUCCGGACAGACUUGGAUAAUGAAGGGGGAUUGAGCAGAUUAUUAGUUGCAAUUUCUACCUCUAUCCAAAUGAUACGUACGUGGCCGUAUGUUGUGUUGAUAGAUACAACGUACAAAACAAACAAACAAAAGUGUCCACUGUUGAAGUAAUAGGAAUGACGCCAACCAAUCACAACUUCUUGGUUGCGUUCUGUUUGAUGCGAGAUAAGGCGACCGUGUCAUAUUCGUGGGUGUUGCAGGGAUUGAGAGAUAAUUUUGGCACAGCUCAGACUCCUAGCAUCAUUGUAACUGAUCGAGACGAGGGUUUAUCUGCAGCUAUUCAUCACGUCUUCCCAGAUGUGCGGCAUUUGUUAUGCAUUUGGCAUAUUGCAAACGACGUUGAGAACAUGGUGGACAAGUUGUAUGGUGGGAAAAGAAAUCAACAAGGGCAGGUAUUCAGGAAAAGUAGAUGGAACCCCUUGGUUGAAAGUUCUACAAUCAACGAAUUUGAACGGAGAUGGCAAUCAAUCGUGACUACCUGGUCGGUUAGGAACAAAAAGGUCGUUCGGUAUUUGGCUGGAACAUGGAUUCCACUUAGAGAGAAAUUUGUACGUGCGUGGACGAAUGAAUGUUUACACAUGGGUAACCAGACUACCAGCAGAGUUGAAAGCCAACACUCGUCUUUCAAGUAUUAUCUUGGUAGAGGUAAUAGCUCAUUUGAUACCCUGUUUAAAAGGGCACACGCACAGAUUACAAACCAGCAAGCCAGGAUCCGACAAGCGCUACAGGAAUCCAUGAAUUCUGUAGCAAGGUCGUUGCGACAACAUUUCUUCAGACCUUUAUAUCGCCAUGUAUCUAUCUAUGCCUUGGAGCAGCUGCGGCUUGGGCAUAACCGUAUGAUAGAUUUGGGUGAUUAUGUACUUAACAAAUGCAAUUGUGUACUUCAACACACCCAUGGAUUGCCGUGUGCUUGUUAUUUAUAUAUGUCCAUCGGUUCACAAGGUUCUUUGUAUUUGGAUGACAUUCAUCCAUUCUGGAGGACUUUGACUGUAACACUCCGAGAUUUUAAUGACGUGUUGUUAGAUGAUGCUAUAUUCAGAAUUGGUUCACACGGCAAUGUACCUGCUCCUUAUAUUCAUUGGAUGGAUGCACCGAUGGCAUUCUGGACUAAAACCGACACUCAGUCCUUCGCCGAGGACGACGUACGGGUGGGAGCACACUCUGAACCAGUCAACGUAACUAGGAUCAGCCUCUGA
Amaranthus tricolor (Joseph's coat) is the source of this 1967-nucleotide messenger RNA. Its product is annotated as PKS-NRPS hybrid synthetase cheA-like. Lineage: Eukaryota; Viridiplantae; Streptophyta; Magnoliopsida; Caryophyllales; Amaranthaceae. The transcript is spliced from 4 exons. Bases 888 to 1967 code for a protein of 359 amino acids. Gene Ontology annotation, biological process: regulation of DNA-templated transcription. The record is from RefSeq and is a predicted model, not a curated record.